CCGGCCCGGCCCUUCCCCUGGCCCCCGCGCCCCGAGGAUGGCAGCGCUGCCCGCACGAGUGGCUGGCGGCGGUGUCCCUCCUCUUUUUUUUUCCGGCAGCGGCGGCGGCGGCGGCAGCGGCGGCGGAUCAUUGUUGUGUGGGAGGAGGGUGGCGGGGAUGGACUUGAUCUCUCGGGUCUCCUGCUGAGGCGGCAGCACAGCGCGCCCCGCCGCCCAGCCAGCGCCGCGCCGGGCAGGGAGGGACCGGCCCGGCCCCCCGCCCGCUCCCUGGCUCUUUAUUUUUAGGGGGCUCUGCUUCUCCUUUCCCUCGCCCUUAUCUCUCCCCCCCCCUUCUCCCCGCCCGCACACACGCACAGGGACACGCUUGCACCCUCCUCCGGUGCCCUUUCAUCCUUCCCCCCCGCCGUCCUCCCGCGCCGGCUCCUGCCGCGGCAGAUGCGCCGCGGGUCACCGCGUAGCUGGGACUAUGGUGAAAUUUCCAGCGCUCACUAACUACUGGCCCCUGAUCCGGUUCCUGGUCCCUCUCGGCAUCACCAACAUCGCCAUCGACUUCGGGGAGCAGGCCUUGAAUAGGGGCAUUGCUGCUGUCAAGGAAGAUGCUGUGGAAAUGUUGGCCAGCUAUGGGCUGGCAUACUCCCUGAUGAAGUUCUUCACGGGUCCAAUGAGUGACUUCAAAAAUGUAGGUCUGGUGUUUGUGAACAGCAAGCGAGACAGGACCAAAGCAGUUUUGUGCAUGGUUGUGGCUGGCGCUGUAGCUGCUAUAUUUCAUACCUUAAUAGCAUAUAGCGAUUUGGGGUAUUACAUUAUUAAUAAGCUGCACCAUGUGGAUGAAUCAGUGGGAAGUAAAACUCGGAGGGCCUUCCUUUAUCUUGCUGCCUUCCCUUUUAUGGAUGCCAUGGCAUGGACCCAUGCUGGGAUUCUGCUGAAACACAAGUACAGUUUCCUGGUGGGAUGUGCCUCCAUCUCAGAUGUCAUAGCUCAGGUUGUUUUUGUAGCCAUUUUGCUUCACAGUCACUUGGAGUGCAGGGAGCCUCUCUUGAUCCCAAUCUUGUCAUUAUACAUGGGAGCACUUGUGCGAUGUACCACAUUAUGCCUCGGAUACUACAGGAACAUACAUGAUGCUAUUCCUGACAGGAGUGGGCCUGAAAUGGGGGGAGAAGCUACGAUAAGGAAGAUGCUGAGUUUCUGGUGGCCUUUGGCAUUAAUUUUGGCAACUCAGCGAAUAAGUAGGCCCAUUGUCAACCUUUUUGUCUCCCGCGACCUAGGUGGCAGUUCUGCAGCCACAGAGGCAGUGGCAAUUCUGACAGCUACAUAUCCUGUGGGACACAUGCCGUAUGGCUGGCUGACAGAGAUCAGAGCAGUGUACCCUGCUUUUGACAAGAAUAACCCCAGCAAUAAAUUGGUGAACACGAACAGCAUCGUCACAGCAACACAUAUCAAGAAGUUCACUUUUGUUUGCAUGGCUUUGUCCUUAACGCUCUGUUUUGUGAUGUUUUGGACGCCAAAUGUGUCAGAGAAGAUUUUAGUUGACAUAAUUGGAGUAGACUUCGCUUUUGCAGAGCUGUGUGUCGUUCCUUUGCGCAUCUUCUCCUUCUUUCCAGUUCCAGUGACUGUCAGAGCGCACUUGACUGGUUGGCUGAUGACUCUGAAGAAGACAUUUGUGUUGGCACCCAGCUCAGUGCUGCGGAUUAUCGUCCUCAUCACUAGUCUCAUCGUACUGCCUUACUUAGGAGUUCAUGGAGCCACUCUUGGAGUAGGAUCCCUUCUAGCUGGUUUUGUAGGAGAAUCCACCAUGGUUGCAAUAGCAGCCUGUUAUGUCUAUCGGAAACAGAAAAAGAAGAGGAAUGAGAAUGAGACAGCUGUAGAAGGUGAAGACUCUGCAAUGACCGACAUGCCUCACACGGAGGAAAUGACAGACAUCGUAGAAAUGAGAGAAGAGAAUGAAUAAUAAAUGGGAUGCAAUUGUUCUCUGCAGGGACGAUUGGAGUGACACUUCAGCAUCUUGUCGUCUCUCAUACUUUUUCGUUUGUUCAUUUUUAUUUUUGUAAUAAAGAGGCCUUGAUUUAAAAGGUUUCAGAUAAAUUCUCUAGCAUACUGAGUAUGCUCUCACUGAUGAGGGACCUAAAAAGAGGUCUUUGCUUCUUUAUUUUUUUUUUCCAAUUGAAUUUGUUUUCUCACUCCAUGCAAACAUAAAAGAUACAAUUGCAUCACUGUAGAGUCUUCCUUACUUAUGCAUCUACCUUCUCUGGACAAUCUGCAUUUGUCAACCAAAGCCCUGCUCUCUGUGCAUGUGUGUGUGUGCGUGUGUAUGGGCAUGCACUUGCACGCUCACACGUGCACACUGGCACGUGCCACUGGCUCAAUGCUACUGCCAUAAUCCUUCUCCCUCCCCUCUUUCCUUUUCCUUCCUUUUCUUCAUGAGAAAUGUAAAGGAAAAGAAGUUGGAAUACAGAGCUUUAUUUUACUUGCUUGAAAAUGACUUUGCUACAUAAACUAAUAUACUAUGGUGAACUAUAUCUUUUUGUUUGGCCUCGUCACUAGAGCUUAUACUGCACAGGGUAAAAGACAGGGAGGAACAUGUAAGUCUCCACAUACAACGUGGAGAAAAACAGGUUCCUCUCUCGUAUUAAAAGUGUGUGGAUGUAUAUAUACACACACAGGUACAUAAACAGAGACAUACAUACAUAUAUAUUUAUAUAUGUAUGUAUGUAUAUGAUAAAUAAAGUACACACAGGACAAGAACUCUAUUUAGCUUUCAUUCCAGCAGAAAGAUAAUAAUCUUUUGAAAAAUGUAAACAUUUAAUUCAGAAUUUUCUUGAAUCAUUAAGCCCCACCUUACAUAUAAUUUUCUUUAGGGAAAAAGAGCAGGCACUAUCCUCUUCUGAAGAGGGUGAUGGCAACUGAUAAACUACAACUGUAUUUCAAUUAAACAAAAAUAAAUAUUGAUAAGCUUUACCAAAGUUCUUGUCCACUGAUCUAACUUUAAUUUUUAAAGGUUGAUUUGCUCUAUAUACUUAUUUCUGGUGCCUCUAUAUUAAAAAAAAAACAAACAUAACAUAUGCAGGAUACCAUGGUAUAUCACGUUACUACACAUAGCUCGAUGAAAUUUUUUAUAUAGAGAUACACAUAAUCACGUGUGUGUAUAUGUAUAUAUACUUAUAUACACAUGGCACACACACUCAUAUGUAUGUUUUGCUAUAAUAUAUUUACCUAUGCAGUAGGUCAAAAUCCGUAUGGUGAAUCUCAAGUACUGGUGGUCCUCCAAGUUGAUAAUUAGGGACUUUGUUUAUAUGUUUGCUCUCAAGGCAGGCAUUAUGUGGGAGCUGGGAGCUGCUCACACCAGUCCUCCAGUGCUGUGCACGGAGCAGGCGGCGGGCGCUGUGUGGCUGUGGCUGAAGUGGGUUAAAUAACAGAGCGUGAGGUCGGGUGGGUGAUUCAAGUCGGGUGGAAAUGAAGCCUGUGUAAGAGAUGACCAGGGAGGUUUUGGGUGCCACUGAUGAUGGCUGCGGCAGCAGCUUGUAUUUCUGUGCUCUUCUGUGUUUGGCUGCAGGGCAGCGUUCAUUACCGGUCUGUAGUACCUUGGGUUCUUUCAGAUUUAAUCACGUCAGAGUCUGGAAACCAUUAUCCUCCAUCCUAUAUCCAUAAACCAGUUAAUUUAAACCUUAUUUAGUAAAAGUAUAUUUUUCUAAGUUGUGGAAAUUAUUAUUUAAUUGUGGACAAAUUCCUAGAUUUAUUUGCCAGGUAGUCCCAGCACUCAGAGAACUGAUCAAAACUAAACAUUACUUUAAAUGUUUUAUCAAUAUAUGUGUAUGUAGACAUACACAUGUGUAUAAAUAUAUAUAUAUUGUAUAUUAUGUACAUUUAUUUUAAACUACAAUAUGUUUCCUAUUUUUCCAAGUUCAGCUAAAAAUGUCUCUACAAAACUACAGAGUUGACUAGUAACCAGUUAUGGCCAUCAUGAAAGGCAUUGUAUCAAUGAACUUUACAUUUUAUCGGAAACAUUUGUACCAAUUUGUUACAUGUGCAAAUGCAAUAAGAAAAAAAGGUAGAAAUUACUGUGUUAACUAACAGAUUUGCAACUUCACUUCUCAGUUAAUGAGCAGUGGCCCUAGGAUGGUAAGACUAAAUCCAUUUACCACGUUUUUCUGUGCCACCAUGGGGUAAAUCCUGGUUUUGACAGUAGUUUAAAACAAAAUUUUAAAAAAACCCCUCAGACAAAGUUAUGUGUGCAGAAUGUAGUCUGUACACAUUCAUGAAUACAGGUUCUCAAACAAUCCUGUGUAUAUAAUGUGUAUAUAGACUGUUACAGAUCACAGUGGCCAUUUGAGGUCUCCUCUAUUCACGUAGUUUUGGUUUCUCCAGUACAUUUGUAUUCAAGUCCACAAGAUACAGUUUUUCAGGAACUGUAGAGAUGAAGCAAGAAAAUAUUUUUGUGUAAUAUUUCUUUGGUACAUGACUAAAAUUCAAACAGCAGUAUUUUUGAAAAAUGUUGAGCAUUACCAAUGUAGGUUUCAAGAUAGUAAUUGCACCAAAAAGUAAAAAAUUGAAAACAAAUUAAAGGAAAACAUGGAGGCUUGUGCUUUACAUAAAAGUUGAACAAACACUAAAGUUGAAUUAUUGGUCACACAGAGAUAAACUAAUGGUAUUGUAAAAGAUAAAUUUUCAAUUGUGUGGGUAAUACUCACUAGUCCUUUAUUUUGCAAGAUACUGAAUGAGCACAGGAGUGGUGGGAUUUGUGUGAGAAUUUAAGCAGUGACAUAAAGACACGUGCAUUGCAUCGCUUUCUGCUUCCUGCAGGUCAUGUGUUUCUUUUCGUUGCUCUGCUGGAUUAACAAAAUGUGAUGACGUUUCUGCAGCGAGUGAUUCCAAGCCAGCCCCUCGUGCUGGUUCAGGUGCUCGCUGGGGGACAGGCAGGGUUCUCAGCAGGAAGAGGUAUGUCCAGGUUGCUAUUCUUCUGUCCCUUGCAGGCACUGGUUAUGCUUCUGGGUACUGUUGGCAGGAGCUUCAGUGACCACUUGAAAUGUUGCUGCUCCAGCUCCCAGUCAGUGGCAAAUUAGCUGGACUGGUGAAACAGCCAGUCUGAUGAGUUACAGGCUGGGAGUGAGCAGCCAUCCUCUAUGGCCAAAGCCCCAGUCAGAGCAUUACUGAUUCGAGUAUCUCAGGCAGAUGCUGGUUCUGCACCUUUGCCUUUCGAAAAGGACUUCCCUGAGUUCUAGUAAAAUGGCUUAGCUGUCUCUGUCUUGUGCUGUUGCUUAUGAAAUGGUUAUCUAUCUCUGUGGUAAUUAUUUUACAAUAGAAACAUGUUACGUUUCUGUGUCAGAGAGCUGGAGCGCAGUCAUCUCAAUGAAUUCAUGUGGAGACUUGGCCUUUCCAGACUGAAUUAUACAAUCGAAGUUACAAUAAAAAGCGGAAAAAUGUUGAUCUUCAUCCUACAUCUCAUGUUGCAGAACAAUUUGCACAGUGGGAAAUAAGAGCAGAACACUGAUAAGCUGUGGAUUAAUGUUCCUCGGCUUUUAAUACAUUUGCAAAAUUGUGUUAACUUGUCUUGAGCUUUCCUUUUUCAGAAUUAACAGGAAACACUCCAGGUUUUUCCCUCACUGCUUUAAGCAGGCUCUCACGCUUAACAAGCCGUGGACUCGAUGCACAAAGCUCUGCAUUUCUCAGCCAGUGCCUGAGGCCAUUUGGGUGCACCAGCGGGUUCCCAAGGCAUGGAGCAGUCCUGCUCCCCAUCCCCCUGGCGCAGCCAUUCCAGGCAGGAGGGCUCAGUUCCCUGCUUGUUAGAUAGAGCCACCCUGAGUGAGAGGAUUGGGUAAGUAACAGAGAAGUCUUUUGUUUUCUACUCAUUUUGCUGCUAAAUAUUUCUUUUGAGCAGGAGAUUUAUAUCUGGCUCUUGCUUAGUGUUUCACCAAAUCUGCAGCCAGAGAGGAGCAGCCUGAGACGGAGGGUUAGCUGAUGAAUGCAGCUGAUUCAGGGCAGGCCACGGCACAUGAACAGAAACCUUUUGAAGGCAGGAGUGCCUGCUUUUGUGGGAUGGCGCCUCAUGCUUAAAAAGAGGGGAGAAAGGAUGCUUUCAGGCCCAGGCACCAGAAUUGUCAGGCAUACUUUCGUGUUGGGCUGCAAGGUGGCAACGGGAAUCGAGCAUCCUGCAGCUCGAGCAUCCCAACCCCACUGCCAGCAUCCUCAGUGAAGUGUGGGACAGUGUAGAGAAUGGCGUGGCAGCAGUAUUGGCUCUGUCUCUCACUGAGGUUUUGUCGUUGUGGCAUGGUUGGCACAGGGUUGAGUGCAGCUGGUUGUUACCUGAGGAUAAUUGCAGGAUUAGUCUACUGGAAGGCCAUGCAUAUGUAUAUAAGUGUGUAUACGAGAGUGUUGCACAGGCAAUUUUAUUACAACCUCUGUAUAGUUCAUUGGAACAAGGAAGUCUAAACACAAACAAGUCUAAACAUGAUUUUAAUGUGGGACUAGUACUAAGCCAUUUUUAAAAACUGCAGUUUAAAGCUACAUGAAAGAGUAAAUAAAACAGCAGACCUAUACCAGUAAGCUAAAGCAUGAUUUAGAUCAGUAAGCUGGAAUGGGAGAGAAAGAGGACAUGUUGAAAAUCUUACGGGUAAUGUAUACCCAUCCUGAAUACAACAGCAUGGUGUGGAUAUGAGGGAAUCAAAGGGUAGAAAACACCAGAGCUGUGGCUGCUGCCAUUUCCCUUUCAGCUGCCCUAUAGAGGGACUGAAGGAUGAGGAAGUGUGUCCAUGAAACACCACUUCUAAGUAUUUUGGUUUCCAAGUGAAAGACUCUUCAGAGAGAAGAGUAUGAAACAUCUUAAGAUGAUUCAAGUAGAAAUAAACCAGCAUGCAGGUUUUAUAAUGUGUGGCGAGGAGGCACUACAUAGUUUCCUGUUUCUGAGUAACUGGCAGGUUUGAAUUAAGGAAACAUCACAUAAAUAUUAAUUAAACAAAAGACAAAAUUAUCCCAAUUUUGGUAUCAAAUUGGCAUUUCUCAAAUACCAGCUAAACCAUAAUAUGUUAGGAUUCCCUUCCCCCAUUCAUAUUUGGUUUUUUACUAGAAUUCAAGUGCAGCAAGCCAUCUUUUUUUGAGGGAGCAACCUCCUGUGGAGGGGAUACAGUGCAGAGCAGGCUGUGGGGGCUUGUGGCAGAGUACCAGGUGGAGGAAUGAAGAGCUCCCGAUUUAUUCUGUGCUCUGCAACACACUGUAUAGCAGCCUGACAGCAUCAUGAAACAAGGCAGAAUUGUCAGCUUAGCAGCAAACUUGGUCCAAGUGUGGUCGCAAGCUGUGGCAGCCCUGCAGAGCAGCAGAAGGCCAUGGGAUGCAGGGUAGCCCUGGCUCCGAGCUCAGGCUCAGACAGCCUGUGUGGAUUUUCUUUGGAGAGCCAAGUUCAAUUGUCAGUGCAUAGAUGCAAUCCUCAGCAAAACCAUUGCCAGACUUCUCAGUAAUUGGCACCUUCUGAACAAAAAGGCUAAAGACAAAUAUGAGGGCAGAGCUUUAAGCUCAGCUUGGAGCGUGGACUUGCACAGAAGGGCAUUUUGGCCACAGAUCGUGGAAAUUAAUUGUACAGUUAGUGGGCUUCAGUCUCAGCAUUUCAUAGUCACAGAUUACACUCUAUCUUAGUAAAACAAAGAAUGGCAGUAUAUUUCUAGGUCGUCUUUUGCCUGUAAUCCUGAGGGGAAAGUUUUCCUUAGUAUUAGCAAGCCUUGUCACUGCUCAAAUCAAUUUAUUGGUUUUAUCUCAUUAUUUUCUAUUAUUCCUAGUUCAGUGUCUUCAGACAUUUCCUUAUUUUCUUCUGAAGGCUCCUGCUAGGCUCAUUUUGUCUGUUGGCAUUUUGAGAAGGAAAAUGUAAUUGUCAUGCUGACUGAACGUCAAGUAACGUUGUGAUUAAAAAGUAGCUUACAACAAAA
This is a messenger RNA of Pipra filicauda (Wire-tailed manakin), 7907 nucleotides long. It is a transcript of the gene ANKH, whose product is annotated as ANKH inorganic pyrophosphate transport regulator. Gene Ontology annotation, molecular function: phosphate transmembrane transporter activity. The record is from RefSeq and is a predicted model, not a curated record. The transcript is spliced from 12 exons. Gene Ontology annotation, cellular component: membrane. The coding region runs from base 467 to 1948 and encodes 493 amino acids. Gene Ontology annotation, biological process: phosphate ion transmembrane transport. NCBI's taxonomy places the organism in Eukaryota, Metazoa, Chordata, Aves, Passeriformes, Pipridae.